This is a messenger RNA of Magnolia sinica, 1527 nucleotides long. RefSeq lists its product as uncharacterized. NCBI's taxonomy places the organism in Eukaryota, Viridiplantae, Streptophyta, Magnoliopsida, Magnoliales, Magnoliaceae. The transcript has 4 exons. The coding region runs from base 181 to 1527 and encodes 448 amino acids. The record is from RefSeq and is a predicted model, not a curated record.
UAUAAAUUAUUCAACCUUUUCUCGAAGAGUAGAUGGAACGACUUCAGAUGUUCCAAAUACAUUCCGAUGCAAGAUUGCUUGACUUAUAACUACCCAUUAUUCCCCAUAACAUGGGAGAAAUUCUACCCAUUAUUGUCAAUCUGAGUAUACGAACCCGAUGGUGUUGGUUAUCAGUUGGCGAUGGAGAGUGAAGAAUCGGGAGAAGAUACAGAUAGUGUCAUGGUUGCAAGGGCGAUGAUGGCUUGUGUGGCGGCUGUCGGAGAAUAUUGUCGUGAAUACAUAUUCAAACAGCCCUCUCGUCAUGGAGAGGAUGAGCGCGCCAGGUUCAUCAACUCUAUCAUUAGGGCCAGUGACCGGGAUUGUGUCACACAACUUAGGAUGAAUCGAGCGACGUUCUUCGAUCUAUGUACCCAGCUACGCGAGAAGGCCGUGUUGUGUGAUACUCGGCGUGUGAGUCUUGAAGAACAGUUAGUAAUGUUCCUACAUACAUUGGGGCACAAUGUUCGCAAUCGCGUAAUUGGUCAUAGAUUCAUUCGAUCGGGUGAAACUGUGAGUCGCCACUUUCAUAGUGUAUUGGAUGCAAUUGUGUCGCUGUACCCAAUUUUCGUAAAACAGGCUGGACCAGCGACUCCAUCUGAGAUUCAGACAAACACAAAUUGGGCUGCUUACUUUCAGGAUUGCAUUGGGGCAAUUGAUGGUACACACAUUCCUGCUCAUGUGCCUGCCGGUGACCAUGCGAGCUUCCGCAAUCGGAAGGGGGUCCUCUCCCAAAACGUACUGGCGGCGUGUUCAUUUGAUAUGAACUUCAUUUACAUAUUGGCUGGUUGGGAGGGUUCUGCUUCGGAUGCGAGGGUCUUACACAAUGCUCUGAGUCGAUCAGAUGAUCCCUUGCUUGUCCCACAUGGAAAAUAUUACGUUGUCGAUGCCGGUUAUGCACAUUCACCCGGUUUUAUGGCUCCAUACCGGGGCGUUCGAUAUCACUUACAGGAGUAUCGAACCGGGAGAGCACCUGCCAACAUGAAGGAGCUGUUUAAUUAUCGGCAUGCACAGUUGCGCAAUGCAAUUGAGCGUUGUUUUGGUGUUAUGAAAGGCAGAUUCCCCAUCCUGAAGACCGCCAUGCAGUAUGAAUUCCCCACACAGAUUCAAAUUGUGAUAGCCUGCUGCGUCUUACACAAUUUCAUACGUACUAGACCAGAAUCUCAAGAAGAGAUGGCCUACGCUGGAGUAUCUGCCACUGAUGGGGAGAGUAACCCAACGCCUCACGAGGUUUCAACGAACGACGAGCGACAAUGGUUACUGCGCGCAUCUCAGCGUGAAAAAGAUGAUUGGAAUUGUGUGCGCGAUGCUAUAGCAAACAAAUUGUGGGAAGAUGCGCAACAAAAUAGUGGUAUGCCAGAUAGGAUGUCUAGUGAUCCAUCGACACCAAUACAUUCACCGGCCAAGACACCAGUGGUGCCCACACGAUCUUCCCCACGCACGAGGACGGCGAAAUCCCUGGCCGAGCCUGCGUCCCGAGCAUCGAAAUAA